Drosophila ficusphila is the source of this 1748-nucleotide messenger RNA. Its product is annotated as protein rhomboid. NCBI's taxonomy places the organism in Eukaryota, Metazoa, Arthropoda, Insecta, Diptera, Drosophilidae. The transcript has 4 exons. Gene Ontology annotation, molecular function: serine-type endopeptidase activity. Bases 411 to 1367 code for a protein of 318 amino acids. The record is from RefSeq and is a predicted model, not a curated record. Gene Ontology annotation, cellular component: membrane.
AACGGCAACCGGCGGCACUACACGCGACUAACGGUUAACUGGAAAAUAGAGGAAAAACUACUACUGACGGGGGGCCAGCUGGAAAAGCUCCGAGCAUUCGUACUGCCAAAAAUUUACUGCUCGGAAAUACCACCGCAGUAACUUGUCGCUUAGAAAGGGAAGCUGCAUCAUCACACCAUCCACUAAAAAAUAAUCCUCCCUCCCCGGAUGGCCUGAAAAAAGUCAACACAUUUCAUCACCCCUUCGAAGUCCGCCAUUUGGGGCCAGACAGCAUUCCGCUCAUCUCACCAUGACAGAAGCCGCCUCAGCUGCUCCGGCUAAGUGGGGCACCGUCACAAGGCAGACGCCCCAAAAAUAGACCCCUCUGUCAAAAGGGGGAGGAGGAGAACGAGGAGGAGGUGGUAAAGGAGAUGCCGCCCAGUACCGUUCUGCAAAUGCCGCCGGCUCCGUCCUCAUCGAAAUCCGGCCUGGUGCUGGGCGUCUGCUGUGACCAGUUGAUGGCUGUGCAGCCGGUGCAUCGGGCACCCGGCGCACUCGGAUCACCCGGUUCAGUGGCAUCCAAAGGUCCUCCGGAUUGGGGGCACUACAAGGCGAAGCAUCUUGAGGGAAGCACGACACCCAACUGGGCCCCACCCUUUUUCAUUAUCCUUGCCUCGCUCUUGGAGAUCCUUGUGUUUCUAUGGGUCAAUGCUGAUCCACCCGAGGACUCUCUCCUCAUCUAUCGUCCUGACAAGCGGCUCCAGCUCUGGAGAUUCCUGAGCUACGCCCUGCUCCACGCCAGUUGGCUCCACCUGGGCUACAAUGUGCUCACCCAGCUGCUCUUUGGUGUUCCCCUGGAGUUGGUACAUGGAUCGCUGAGGACGGGGGUCAUUUAUAUGGCCGGAGUUUUGGCCGGAUCCUUGGGCACUUCUGUGGUGGACUCGGAGGUUUAUUUGGUGGGUGCCAGUGGCGGUGUCUACGCUCUGCUGGCCGCCCAACUGGCGAGUCUUUUGCUCAACUUUGGCCAGAUGCGACAUGGAGUUCUCCAGCUUUUGGCUGUGAUUGUGUUUGUCCUUUGCGAUCUGGGCUAUGCUUUGUACACCCGGGAAAUGGCAAUGCAUCACCUCCAGACUCGACCAGCUGUCUCGUACAUUGCCCACAUGACCGGAGCUCUGGCUGGAAUCAGUGUGGGUCUCCUGCUCCUCCGGCAGUUGGAUGGCGGACUGCGGCCACGCCCCCUUCGCUGGCUAGCCUUGGGUGUGUGGUGCUUAUUUAGCGCCUUCGGAAUCGCCUUUAACCUGGUCAACACGGUCACAGCCCAAUUAAUCGCGGAGGAGGAGGGACAGGUGAUCAGGGAACACCUGAUGAACGACCUCGGAAUGGGAUGACUCGAGACAGGAGCCAAAGACUGCGUCCCGCUCAUGAAUACGGCUCCUCUGAUACCUUAGUCUAGUCACUAGUAGCUAAGACUUUCCCCAGGACAGUGUGCUCAAAAACAUAUCUAUCGGAUAUCCUGGCUCCCACUUGAAAGUGGGAAUCGCUCAAAAUACUCUUAGCUCGUAAGUCCCAACAUUUAUCUUAUGCCAAUGCCAAAGGAGUGGAGAAGGGCCUUCAAGAACUGAGCCUGGCUCACAUCAAAGACUUAGGAUCGGGUUUGGGCUGCUAUCUAAUCGAUGGACUCCUCCAUUGAGUUGCCUACUUAGUUUUAAUGCCAAACCAGAGCUUAAAGACAUAACAUAUAACCAAAUAUUUAAGUACUAACAACAAGA